This is a messenger RNA of Balearica regulorum gibbericeps (East African grey crowned-crane), 1131 nucleotides long. The record is from RefSeq and is a predicted model, not a curated record. Lineage: Eukaryota; Metazoa; Chordata; Aves; Gruiformes; Gruidae.
UUUCUCCUUGGAGAUGUGAAAGGUGAAGCCAAGAACAGCAUUACUGACUCACAAAUGGAUGAUGUUGAAGUUGUUUAUACAAUCGAUAUACAGAAGCAUAUUCCAUGUUACCAGUUGUUCAGUUUUUAUAAUUCUGCAGGAGAACUGAAUGAACUUGCCCUGAAGAAAAUACUGUCAGGCUGUAAGAAGAGUGUAAUAGGAUGGUACAAAUUCAGACGUAACACAGACCAGACUAUGACAUUCCGGGAAACAGUUCUUCAUAAGAACUUACAGUCACACCUAUCAAAUCAGGGCCUCGUAUUCCUUUUAUUAACUUCUAGUGUGAUGACAGAAAGUUGUUCUACUUACAGACUGGAACAUGCCUUACAUCGACCACAAGAAGGUCUUUUCCAGAAAGUUCCUUUGGUGGUUACCAACUUGGGUAUGGCAGAACAGCAAGGUUACAGAACAGUGUCUGGUUCCUGUGUAUCUUCUGGUUUUGUGAGAGCAGUGAGACAACACAGCUCAGAAUUCUUUUAUGAAGAUGGAUCCUUACAAGAGGUUCAUAAGAUAAAUAAGAUGUAUGUCACCCUGCAGGAAGAACUGAAGAAAAUAUGCUCUACAGUAGAAGUCAGUGAACGAUCUGUAGAGAAACUCUUAGCAGAAGUGAGCCAAUUAAAAGAAGAAAUAAAGAAGAAAAAGCAACAAAGCUGUUUGGGUAAGUUAAAAGACAGAGACUACCCAGGAGAGCCAAAGGAGAAUGUUCUCCUUUGUCAGGCACUGCAAACAUUUUUCCCCAAUUCUGGACUUCAGACAUGUAUUGUUUCCUUCAAAGGCCAACAGAUAUCCAAGAACUGCUGUAACAUUGACCAUAAUAUUAAUGUCACGGACAAACUGACUCUCAUGGUAGAAGAGAGAGACUUCACUGAAGCCGAAACAAGACACCUAACCAAGCGUAAAGUCAGAGGGACCACAACAGGAUCAAAGUCAUUCAAGAAAUCCAAAUCAGUGCAGCUUCAUCAAAAAUUACUUCGUGACCAAGAAGACAGUGACCAGGAAAGGAAGCUUACACUGAGUAGUACUGAAACAGAUGAGGACAUGUUGGAAAAAGUGAGGGACACAAAUGAAUACCCACACUCUCCUACUUUCUGA